Molecule: messenger RNA, 1635 nt
Organism: Scleropages formosus (Asian bonytongue)
Lineage: Eukaryota; Metazoa; Chordata; Actinopteri; Osteoglossiformes; Osteoglossidae
Gene: fgf24
Product: fibroblast growth factor 24
Exons: 5
Coding region: 25-657 (210 amino acids)
Molecular function (GO): growth factor activity
Source: RefSeq, a predicted model, not a curated record
ACAGGUGUAUUUGAAGAGCUCAAGAUGUGUCUUCUACCUUCAAGGUUCCUCUACGUGUGUUUACAAUUCCUGGUCCUUUAUUUCCAGCUCCAGGAGUCUCAGCAGAGCUCGACCGACUUCCGGUUCUACAUCGAGAACCACACGAGGAACCCCGAUGACCUGAGCCGGAAGCAGGUGCGCAUCUACCAGCUGUACAGCCGCACAACGGGCAAGCACGUGCAGAUCCUGGGCAAGAAGAUCAACGCCAACGGGGACGAUGGGGGCAAGUAUGCUCUACUUGUGGUUGAGACGGAGACGUUUGGGAGCCACAUCAGAAUAAAAGGAAAAGAGAGCGAGUACUACAUCUGCAUGAACAAGAAUGGCAAAAUAAUCGGGAAGCUCGAUGGGAGGAACGAGGAGUGUGUCUUUGUGGAGGAGUUCCUGGAGAACAACUACACGGCCCUGGUGUCUGCCAAGUACAAGGGCUGGUACCUGGGCUUCAACCGGAAGGGGAAACCGAAGAAGGGCUCACGGACUGCUCAGACACAGCAGGAGGUCCACUUCAUGAAGCGCAACCCCAAGGGCACGGUGGACCCCCUGGAGGAGUUCCGCUUCACCACAGUGACGAAACGGACACGUAGAGCGCGGCGCUUGCGGCCCAACCACGCCGUGAGCUGAGCGAAGGAAUGUGUCUGUAAUCUUCUCCUGGGAAAAAUCUCAACCUUCUUGCCUUACACCCUAAAGACUUCACUGACAACCACAAAGUUUGAGGAAAAGAUUUUAUUUUUAUACCGAAGGAGCAUUUACAUAUCUCCAAACUGCUGGACAUUUGUGGGUUAAUAUAAUUAUGCAUAUUUUAUUUAUACUGUAUACACUGCAGCGGUAAUGGGGGAGGGUUUGUGAUUUUUCUACUGCAACUUCCGUUGUAACAAGAGGCAAGGAUCUUUUCUGGCGAGGGGGUGGCAGCGAGUGGCUCUUUUAAAGAAGAUAUAGACUAACUGAUCCUGUGGGGUUUUCAUGAGUUGCCCUCCUGCAGGAUGAAUGCAGUGUUUUCCCACUGGUGUUGAUCAAGGAGACCAAAACAGGAGGAAGAGAUACCGUAGCACGUGACACUGACACAUUAGGUAACUGCUUAGCUUUAAGUGCAAUACUUUACUAAAGGCCUGUCCUUCUCACGGUGACAAUGUUUUUUUUAGGGGCCAACCUACAGGGCAGUGAGACGAUGGCCUUUUCCGAGUGGAGUGCGUUGAACUUUGUACCGUGUGAUUAUAUAUAACUUUUUUGGAGUGUUUGUGCAACGUAGACCUCGACACAUCAUGGCACGUCUAGCGCAACGUUGGUCAUGAUGGUGGUCUUAACGAAAUGCAGAAUCUGAAACGACUGGCACCGCUGGAGUCAUCGACUCAUUUCAAGAUGUUCUCAGCCUGAAAGACCUGUUGACGGUAGCAAGAAAAAGAUCUUGGUAAUCAGGACUGCACAAGUUCUCAACCAUCUCAAUGCUACCUGAUGAAUGCCUUUGCGUUUUUCAUGAAAUUGUAUUUAAAAUGUGACUUUUAUACCUAUUCACCGUUGGAAAUUCCCACCUGAUGUAGCCACUAUUUUGGUCCUGUAUGACCCCUACAGUUUAAUAAAAUUCAUACACAUUUUUAAAAAUCA